AUGGCUGCCCUCGACGGAUUCCGAGACCAGCUCGUCCAGGUCGUCCUCUAUGAUGGCCGGGUUAUUGUUGGCAAGCUCAAGGGCAACGACAACUUCUGCAACCUGAUUCUGUCGGACAGCGUCGAGCGCGAGUACUCGUCAGACAAGGGGGUCGAGAUGAUCCCCUUGGGGCUGUACAUGAUCAAGGGUGAUAACAUCGCCUUGAUCGGACAGGUCGACGAAGACAAGGACGGUUCGUUGGACUAUUCCGAGGUCAUGGCCGAGCCAUUGGCAGAGAUCCGGUACUAG
Messenger RNA from Apiotrichum porosum, 288 nucleotides. RefSeq lists its product as uncharacterized. Lineage: Eukaryota; Fungi; Basidiomycota; Tremellomycetes; Trichosporonales; Trichosporonaceae. The record is from RefSeq and is a predicted model, not a curated record. Gene Ontology annotation, biological process: mRNA splicing, via spliceosome. Gene Ontology annotation, molecular function: RNA binding. The coding region runs from base 1 to 288 and encodes 95 amino acids. The transcript is spliced from 4 exons. Gene Ontology annotation, cellular component: U6 snRNP; precatalytic spliceosome; U4/U6 x U5 tri-snRNP complex.